AAUAAUUAAUUUUAUUAAUGAUUAAAAAAUAAUUUUUAAAAAAGGGUGAAAUUUUAUGAUCGCGAGUAUGCUACAUAUUUUUUGUUUUAUAUAUUCUUACAAACAUGUAUAAAAUUGAAUAAUUUUCUAUAAACACAUUUAAAUCAUAUAAUUAAAAAUCAAUUUUAAUCAUGUCGGUCGGAAUCAAAACUAAAAGCGUUUCAGUCGAAGAUUUAGGAAGCAUCGUAAAGCAAAUGAUCAAUGGAGCACUUGAAAAUACUGCCCAAAUUGCCAAACUACAUCAGGUUGUUUAUGAAGAAUGGUACUUCAAAAAAAUGGCUGAAUUAAGAAAUUCAAAAUUAGGAAAAACAACAGAGAAACCUAUUGAAGAUACGGAAAAGAAUACACCUCCAUCAGUUAUAUUAAGGAACGAAUCUACUUUAAAACAUGUACUUAAUUUGCCAUCAUCCAAAAUUACAAUUAAUAAUUAUAUGCAAAAAAAUGAAGAAUUGCAGAACAAAUCAAGCAGAGAACACAAGACAAAACUAUACUUUACAGAUAAAUCAAAAAGUGAUUCCAUGCUAACAAAUUUGGCAAAGCAUAAAAAUACUAAUUUAGAAACUAGUGCACAAACUCAUUCAUUAACUUCUAAUAAUAUUAACGGAUUUUAUAAAUUCAAUUCUCAAAUUCCAAUUAUUGAAAUAAAACCUGAAAAUGAUGCUACUGAACAUCAAAAUAUUGUUCUGUCUAAUGACACAAAAGUUAGAAAAAAUACGGAAAAAGCAAUGAACAAGAACACGAAAUAUGAUCUAAUUCAAAUCAAUCAUAAAUCCGAAGAUAUAAAAAUGAAACGAGAAGAUAAAAAUGGGACAGCAUUCGAGAAUUGGAAAAAACAAAAAAAUAUUAAAUAUAAACAGAUGAUCAAACAAGAACAGAAGGAGAAACAACAACAAUUGCAAGCUAAACUAGCUGAGAUGGAAUCAAGAAAAAUUGCUCAGACGUAUAUUCGUAUGAAGAAACAACAGAAAACACAAGAGAGAAGAAAAUUAUCUAAGGAAUUACGAAUUAUUGAACAAACUAAUCUUAAAUCGUAUCAAAAACAAAUGGAAAUGAAACGUAUUAUAAAUGAUAAGGUUUUUAAAGAAUGGAAAAAACGAAAAGAUAUCAAACUGAAAGAGCAAAAAAUAGUAAAUCGACGAUAUAGUAAUUAUUAUUACCAAUUACAACAAAAACAACAACAGCAGCUGCAGUCACAACAAGAACAAGAUCUAUCCGAACAUACGAAUGCUUUGCAUGGCAUUGAUACAAAAUUUAAUUCUUGGCUGAACCGAUUAGAUUGGGUUUUACACGAAAAAUAUUUACGUGAAAGACGUUAUCUCGUACGUUCUUUUUAUUGUCAACCGGCUUAUUAUGGUAAUGCAGCUGACAUUGCAUAUAAUAAAUUUUCAUAA
Vespula vulgaris is the source of this 1430-nucleotide messenger RNA. RefSeq names its product mRNA export factor GLE1-like. The transcript has 7 exons. Bases 171 to 1430 code for a protein of 419 amino acids. Lineage: Eukaryota; Metazoa; Arthropoda; Insecta; Hymenoptera; Vespidae. The record is from RefSeq and is a predicted model, not a curated record.